UCAGUCAGCAGGCGGAACUUUUGUUUCAGGGGGGCUCAUAACAUCGUUGCACAAUAUGUCGUCUCUCUGACAGCCAGACCGACAGCCUUGUUUUAAGAAAUAAAUCCAUGGUUUUAAGGCAUGUGUGACGCAGGCGAGACGGACCUGUAUGCUGUCCUGGGAGCCAGGCCCUCAGACUCGCUCCAGCAGCUCCGACACAGGUACCAGCAGCUGGCCUUGCAGUACCACCCAGACCGUCUCGGAGGCCAGUGUUCUUCUGAAGCAGAGUCCGGUGUGAAGAAGUUUCUAGAAGUGGAUGCGGCCUGGAGGGUCCUCGGUGACCAGAACAGCAGGAAACAGUAUGACCUGCAGAGGAGAGCGCAGGAACUGAAACAGGAUUGGCCGGUGGAUUCUACAGUCUAUCUGGAGGACAUGACUUGGGACCAGGAUGGGUGUGUGUAUACAUACAGCUGUCGCUGUGGCGGAGGAUUCAACGUCUCCUCCGCUGAGGUGGAGGAGGAGACACAGAUGAAGGUCACAGAUCAGGAUGAUAAAGAGGAGGAAACAUGCAGAGGAGUGGUCGUUUGCUGUGAUACGUGUUCGCUCAGUGUGUGCGUCACGUGGUCCUUACAUAGACAGACUCACACUUUAAGGUGCCAACAAUAAGACUUAUUUGGAAAACUUUCACCUUUGACAAUGAAAAUAAUACAACUCAAAAAAGUUUUACUUACUCAAAUGUAAGAAUUUAGAAUGUUUAAAAAAACAUUCUAAAUUUGGUGCAAAAUGUAAAAAAUGUUUGGUACGUGUUUAAAAUGAUACAUGUU
Messenger RNA from Perca flavescens (yellow perch), 803 nucleotides. It is a transcript of the gene dnajc24, whose product is annotated as DnaJ (Hsp40) homolog, subfamily C, member 24. The coding region runs from base 121 to 645 and encodes 174 amino acids. Gene Ontology annotation, molecular function: ATPase activator activity; ferrous iron binding. NCBI's taxonomy places the organism in Eukaryota, Metazoa, Chordata, Actinopteri, Perciformes, Percidae. The record is from RefSeq and is a predicted model, not a curated record. The transcript has 5 exons. Gene Ontology annotation, biological process: positive regulation of ATP-dependent activity.